This is a messenger RNA of Caenorhabditis remanei, 432 nucleotides long. RefSeq lists its product as uncharacterized. The record is from RefSeq and is a predicted model, not a curated record. The coding region runs from base 1 to 432 and encodes 143 amino acids. NCBI's taxonomy places the organism in Eukaryota, Metazoa, Nematoda, Chromadorea, Rhabditida, Rhabditidae. The transcript is spliced from 4 exons.
AUGUCCAUCCUCCGUCACGCUCUACUCGUCUCUAUUACUCUAACUGUAAUUCCAGCACAAUUCAAUAUUCCUCUACCUUUCGGUGGGAUUUCAUUGAAUAAAAAUGAAAAAGGAGAGCUGGAAAUUGGCGGAACUCAAAACUUUAAUAUUCUUGGUUGGGGAGCAAAUCGAGAUUUCAAAUUGACGACUGGAAACGGAACAUUCAAAUUAGAUAAAACCGACGAAGCAAUUCUGAAUGGAUCUACUUAUGGUGGAAGUGGAUCAAUUGGAGUGGAUGAGAAAACUGGAUUGGACUUUGGACAGAACUUAACAUUGAAUGACAAGAAAUUGGUGGGAGGCCUUGGAAAAGAAAUGUCCUUUUUCGAGAGUCUGGCUCAACUUCUGAAGCCACCAGCAGAACCAAAAGAGAGAACGGAACUGAAAAAUCUCUGA